Solea solea (common sole) is the source of this 7451-nucleotide messenger RNA. Its product is annotated as DNA (cytosine-5)-methyltransferase 3A-like. Gene Ontology annotation, biological process: negative regulation of DNA-templated transcription. Gene Ontology annotation, molecular function: methyltransferase activity. Gene Ontology annotation, cellular component: nucleus; cytoplasm. The coding region runs from base 323 to 3331 and encodes 1002 amino acids. Lineage: Eukaryota; Metazoa; Chordata; Actinopteri; Pleuronectiformes; Soleidae. The transcript has 23 exons. The record is from RefSeq and is a predicted model, not a curated record.
CACACACACACGCACACACAUCCACACGCGUGCAGGCCGCUGCAGUGAGAGCGGCGCAUCUGGAAGAGAGCUGUCCGGCUGGGGAGGCGGAGGACGGGGAGAGAAGAGGAAGGAGGCUCCGGGAGCAAGCGAGACAAAAAGGGUCAGGCCUGGGACCUGGGAAAAUCGGGAGAGCGCGGAGAGAAGAGGGAUCAUCGUCUCUCAUUUCCUUGCUUUUUUUUUGUUUUGUUCCUUUUUUGACUUUUAUUUUCACCCGACACCCCCCCCCAUCUACGACCAUCACCCCCACCGUCCCACCCACAAGCCCGCAACACUCCCAACGAUGCCGUCCAACACUGUCGCCAACGCCAACGCCGCCGCAUUCAAAAGCUCCGACUUCACCAACUCACCUGGAAACAGAAAGGGUGACGGCACAAUACUGGACGUGGACCUGAUGACAGAAGAAAAGGCAGCUAAAAGUAGUGCCUCGUGUCAGUUUGGCAAGCCAGGAAGAAAGCGCAAGCAUUUUCCCGCUGAGAGCUGUGGCUCUUUCAAAGACAGCUACGCUGGAGUCGGGAGGCCGUCCAUGGCACAAGUCCACAACGGAGAUGUGGGCGGGCACAGGGACAGGACGUCUGAUGCCUGCUUCCCCAAACAGGAGAGGAGGGAAGUGGAGAACGGGAUCCCCAGAGGCCCUUCCUCCUGCCGAGCAGAGGACGGCUCCCAGGGUCGGAGCCUGAGUCCUUCCCGGGAGAACGGAUUCCUGUCCGGUCGGGAAGAGCCAGACUCGGGGAGAGACAAGAACGAAAGCCUGAUGACGCCGCACAAGAAGAGAGGGAGGCGGAAACUGGAACGGCCAACGAAAUAUGUGGAGCACAAGGACGAGGACGGAGGUGAUGCGGUCAAGACGGAGGGAGGUCGAGGCAGGCCGCGAAGGGGAGUUGGUUGGGAGAUCAGCCUUCGUCAGAGGCCCAUGCCCAGAAUAACCUUCCAGGCUGGUGACCCUUAUUACAUUAGCAAGCGGACCAGAGAGGAGUGGCUGGCCAAGUGGAAGAUGGAGGCAGAGAAAAAGGCCAAACUGAUGUCAGCGAUGAGCGCAAUGAAGGAUCUUGAGGAGAAUGAAAUGGAGGCCGAGAAAGAAGAGGUCUCAAUAAUAAAGCACCCGCAGCCUUCAAAGCAGCAGCAGCAGCAGCAGCCGAAGCAGCAUCAUCCACCACCGCCACUGCCACCACCGUCGCCUCAGACACACACUCAGUCUCAGCCUCAGUAUCAACAGCAAUCUCAGCUGUCACUGCCACAGCAACAACAACAACAUCAGCAGUUGCCUCAGCAGCAGCAGCAGCAGCAGCCGACUGACCCAGCUUCCCCAACUGUGGCCACGACUCCUGAGCCUGUCGCCAUCAUAGGUGGAGACAAGACGUGCCCCAAGUCUGCAGACACCGAGUCUGAGUACGAGGACAGUCGUGGUUUUGGCAUCGGAGACCUGGUUUGGGGGAAGCUGCGAGGCUUCUCGUGGUGGCCAGGCCGCAUCGUGUCAUGGUAUAUGACGGGACGGAGCAGAGCGGCGGAGGGAACUCGAUGGGUCAUGUGGUUUGGAGAUGGAAAAUUCUCAGUGGUCUGUGUAGAGAAACUCAUGCCUUUAAGUUCCUUUAACAUCGCCUUUCACCAGCCUACUUACAACAAGCAGCCCAUGUAUAAAAAAGCCAUCUAUGAAGUGUUACAGGUGGCCAGCAGCCGGGCAGGCAAAGUCUUCAUGGCCUGUCCUGACAGUGAUGAGACAGAAACCUCCAAAUCAGUGGAAAUGCUCAACAAGCAGAUGAUUGACUGGGCCAUGACAGGAUUUCAGCCCACUGGACCAAAGGCCUUAGAGCCACCAGAGGAGGAGCGCAACCCAUACAAAGAGGUUUACCCUGAGAUGUGGGUGGAGCCAGAAGCGGCAGCCUACACGCCCCCUCCAGCCAAAAAGCCUCGCAAAAGCACAGUAGAGAAACCCAAGGUCAAGGACAUCAUCGACGAGAGGACACGAGAGCGGCUUGUUCAUGAAGUGAGACAAAAGUGCCGCAGCAUAGAAGACAUCUGUAUCUCCUGUGGAAGUCUGAAUGUUGGCCUGGAGCACCCACUGUUUGCUGGAGGAAUGUGCCAGAGCUGUAAGAACUGCUUCCUAGAAUGUGCAUAUCAAUACGACGAUGAUGGUUAUCAGUCAUACUGCACGAUCUGCUGCGGGGGACGAGAGGUGCUCAUGUGUGGAAACAACAACUGUUGUCGGUGUUUCUGUGUGGAGUGUGUCGACCUCCUCGUCGGCCAGGGAGCAGCACACGCCGCCAUCAAAGAGGAUCCGUGGAACUGCUACAUGUGCGGUAAGGAGGGCGCGCUUGGUCUGUUGGAGCGUCGCACUGACUGGCCCUGUCGUCUCCAGCACUUCUUUGCAAAUAAUCAUGACCAGGAUUUCGAUUCACCAAAGCUUUACCCCCCAGUCAUGGCGGAGAAGAGGAAGCCCAUACGUGUCCUGUCGCUAUUUGACGGCAUAGCAACAGGGCUGCUGGUGCUGAAAGAGCUUGGCAUCCACGUCGAUCGUUACAUAGCCUCCGAAGUGUGUGAAGACUCCAUCACUGUGGGCAUCGUCCGGCAUCAGGGUCGCAUCAUGUACGUCGGCGACGUGAGGAACGUCACGCGCAAACACAUACAGGAGUGGGGUCCUUUUGACCUAGUUAUAGGAGGAAGCCCGUGCAACGACCUUUCUAUAGUCAAUCCUGCCAGGAAAGGUCUUUUUGAGGGCACGGGUCGCCUGUUCUUCGAGUUUUACAGGCUGCUGCACGAGGCGCGGCCAAAGGAGGGGGACCACCGGCCUUUCUUCUGGCUCUUUGAAAACGUGGUUGCCAUGGGCGUGAGCGAUAAGAGGGACAUCUCCCGCUUUUUGGAGUGUAACCCAGUGAUGAUCGACGCUAAGGAGGUGUCCGCUGCCCACCGCGCCCGCUACUUCUGGGGUAACCUUCCUGGCAUGAACAGGUUGGUGUGUGAAUGGCCUUUGACAGCGAUGUGCAAUGACAGGCUCGACCUCCAGGACUGUUUAGAACACGGCAGGACAGCGAAGUUUGGAAAGGUGAGGACCAUCACUACCAGGUCUAAUUCCAUCAAGCAGGGCAAGGACCAGCACUUCCCCGUCUACAUGAACGAGAAGGAGGACAUACUGUGGUGCACUGAGAUGGAGCGGAUCUUUGGUUUUCCAGUCCACUACACGGACGUGUCCAACAUGAGCCGACUGGCGAGGCAGAGGCUCCUGGGCAGGUCGUGGAGCGUCCCGGUGAUCCGCCACCUGUUUGCACCGCUCAAAGAUUACUUUGCCUGUGUGUAAGCGGCAAAGGGUAAACUCGUGUAGAGAUGCAGCUGUUUUGUUGUGACUAGUAAUAAGAGCCUCGAUCCUCGAAUUAUACCCCCGGUAUGAUUUGUAAGCGGAAAAUAUUGACGUAGAUUUCACAUUACUUCAUGUAUUUGAAUUUUAAUUCUUAUUCUUAUUUAAUUUUGAUAUGUUGUUUUACCUUUUUUAGCAGUGUUAUCAAGUAUUGUUGAUAUGUUUUGUGCAAGCUAUACUUGAGACUAUGCUUUCUUCUCAAGACACUGAGACGGAGACGUGACAAAGGCGUACGCUAAAAUGUGACGGGGGGGAGGGGGGAACCAACAGGAAGGUAGAGAAGUGGGGGUUUUAAUUGAAGAGGGUGUGGAAACGUUUUGAUUCGAGCCGCGGCGGCGCAGCCAUGCUUCCAGCUACUGAGCCUCACGGAGAUGUGACGAGAAGAGGGGAGUUUCCUCAGUGUCAGGAGAGCUGUGUCUCUGAGAAAUCCAAAACACCAGAUCACAAAUACCUCCUUUGUUUACAGUUUCUAUACACAACUGAAGGUAAUAAAAGGUACUACUGUAAUAUGGUUACAAUACCAUGGUGCUCCAGAAUGGUGCGAAACGUCAUGACCCAUGUGGCACUACAACUUUUAGACAACACAGCGCUCUUUAACCUGUUGCUAAAAAAAAAACUUGACGUUUUUACUCGUAGAGGAAAAACUCUUCUUCUUCUUCUUCUGUGCCCCUUUUUUUGUUGUUCACUAGAAAGGAAACGCAGAAGCGACAGAAAAGAUCCUCCUGCAUUUUUGCAGAUUUUAUACAGAUCGUACUGGUGCUCGUUUUAAACUUCUCUCCGCCUUGCUCCGCUCAGGCUCGCGGCCUGGAUCUGCACAAACAGAGAGUGAAGCUAAAGCCACAUGGGAAAUGAUGUUUUCUGUCAUUCGAAAGAAAUAUAUACAUAUAUAUGAAUCUUAAGAUCAAAGUCUGCGGUGAGCUACUUUUUCCUAGUUUCACCCUGACCAGUGACAUUACUGUACAACUGUUCGUAAAGGUGCGUGGCUUUGUGGGGGGAGGGAGGGGUGACCAGGCCAGGUAACGCUCCUCCUCCUCCUCCUCCUACUACUCCUUCUUCACCUCCUUCUUCUUCACCUCUCCAAACUGAAAAAAAAGAAACAAAAAAACUGUCAGGUGCAAAUCCUCAACAACAUGGUGCGGCUUCACAAAGUUCUUCUACCUUUUUUAUAGCAAUUUUGUGCUGUUUUAUCAACAUUAUAAAGCACUUUUAUAUGUAUACUUUAUUUUCUCUUGACAUUUUUUUUUUCCUUUACUUUUUGUGAAUUUUUUUUUUUUUUGUUUUGUUUUGUUUUUAUGAUGUGAACUGAUCGACCCUCGUGUAAUACCUUUUGUAUACAGUAGGGCUGUGCCAAUAGAAGUGACAGAAUGGGUUUUGUUGAUAUGUGAAACUCACGUUAUUUGACUCAUUGUACAGUAGAUGGAUGGACAUUUGCAAACCCCAACUCCCCCCCCCCCCCAUCGACCAUACUGCUAACUGCUUUAAAGGGGCAAUACGUGAAAUUGGUAAAGCUGUGUGAUCAAAACCAGCUCUGCUAUCAGAACUCAAAAUGGUGACUGGAGGAUUCUAACUAAACUAAUGCCGCUUUUCCACUACAUGGUCCCGGCACGACUCGACUCGCCUCGUCACGGUAUGGCACCGCUUUUCCAUUAGCGAUAUUACCUGGUACCUUUUUUUUUUAGCACCUGCUCUGGCGAGGUUCCAAGCGAGCUGAGCCGAUACUAUGCGUGACGUCGUCAGACUGCCGGCCACUGAUUGGUCCGAGUGCCGUCACUGGAAGAGGCGUUCGCGCGACGUCCGACUCAAGAAUCAAACCGAACAAUGCCGAACUGUAGAUCAGUUAAAAAGCCUUAAAAAAUGCUGAAAACAUGCGUUAAUCUCCAACAUUUAGCAAGGAAAUGUCUAAAAUCUCAGUAUUUAACAGAGAAGUCUGGUGUAUUUAGCGACAGCGCUGCUGAGUACUGCGAUCAUGAGCCAAAUCACGACCCGUACUGAACUAAUAUUUUUAAUAAAUUGAUUCUAAUGAUUCAGUACAUCGAAAACAACUGCUUUACAAGUCACUAGUUUGUGUGUGUCGUAGGUCAUUAAUGACUUCUCAUUAUUUCCGAUGGACUUAUCUGUCAAAGUCGUAGUCGUGUGUUGACGUCAUCACAUUGACACAGUGGAGGAACACAGCUGUACAGCAAUGAGCAACUUUUAUCAAAGUUCUCUGUAACAUUAAGUCAAUAUGUAUAGUAGAAAAAAAAAAAAGGAGUCAACAUGCCUUCUCAAAGACAUCUAAAUAAAACACUACAUAGGCUAAUACCUUGAAUUUUCAGGUAAAAAAGGUAACUUGUGCCGCGUAUAAGCUGAAGUCACGGCAGUUUCAUGCAGCCGUGCUGUGAUGACUCCGCCCACUUUGAGGAGGUACUAUAUUGUAAUGGAAAACCAACCCAAACCGCGCAGAGUCGAGCCGUACUGAGGCGAGGCGUGCCGGGACCAUGUAGUGGAAAAGCGGUAAUAACUUCUCUGGCAACCCUGGGUGUCAAAGUGCUCCGAGCUGCGUUUUUGAGUCUCCGAAACACAACGUCAUCAACGUAAACCAAGGCUGUAAGUUUAAAAUGUAGUUGUGAAGUCAGUUUUUAACUAUUUAACACAUUUUCUAAUCUUAACAUGACAUUUUUAACCACAUCAUUUCUCACACAACGAACCUUUAAAGCGGCGACGCAGCGCCGGUGCGUUUCCACCCACAUUUAUGGAAAUGUCUUCUUCGUUUGUUAAAGAUUGUAAAAAAAAAGGUCAGUCCGAGAGUCAAAGAGAAACUACGUUGUGUGCUUUUGCAUACUACGUGUUUGUCCCUUAUGAAGGACAGCUCCCCCCACCACCACCACCCUCCCGUUCAAUCGUAGUCGUCAUGUUGGCAAAUUCUACAGAGUUCUGAUCCAAAAUUUGGAUUGCAAACUAAAUUCUCCUGAUUGUAAAAAUAAAAACCUGUUAAGCUAAAAAUGCGGAGGAUUUAGGCUGCGGUUUGUCAAAACGAAAAACUGACACAGUGUUUGACGGGAGACGUCGGCACUCAAAGAGUAGAAAAAAAAACAGAUUUAUAUCAUAUUUAAGAUUGAAAUUGUUUUGGGGAAAUUUAAUUUCUUAAUGUAAUUCAUUUCUUAAGUGACCUUAUUGCUAUAAAUUUCUUGUCCAUGCACAGAAUUAAUUGCUUUGUGAUAUUUUAUCUCCCCCCCCUACUUCCCUCCCCAUGUUUGUACAAUUUGUACAUAGAGUUUUUUCCGGUUGCUGUUUUCCUUUUUUUUAACGUAUGAGAUGUACAAAUAUAAUUCUUUGCUAAUAUAUAUAUAUCAUCACGUUUGAAAGAAGAAAAAAAAAGGAAGAAUACAAAUCAAAAUUUGAUUCAAAAACUUGCUGCGAAACGAGGCGGUCUGGACUUCACUGCACAGCCCUACACGCUUAAUUACUUCCCUUUCUUUUGUAAGAUUUCGUAUUGUAGGUGCUUUUUUUCCGAUGGUGCUAAACAAUUUCAACGAAAAAAAAAAUUGGAUUGAUUGGAAGAGACAACGACGACUGUUUUUAAGUUUCCAUGUAGUCAUGGUUAAAAAAAUAACUAUUAUUUCACUCAUAUAAAUAUAUAUUAACAAAGGCAUUUUAACUUUGUACUUGAAAAAAACAAAAAAAAAAUAAGUAAAGGAUAACAAAUAAUGAAAGGUUUCCUAUAUUGUUUUAGACUAGAGAUUGCUGUAGUUGGUGCUUAUCUGUGGGGAAAAUCGUGUGAGGAAAAAAAAAAAAUUGGUAACUUUUACUGUAGCAUAAUGUACGCUUAAUAGGCAUCGCUUCUUAAUCCUACAUUCCAUGCUGUAAUAUUCUCCAUGUUGUUUUUGAACUGAUGCUUUGGGUUGUUUUUUUUUUUGUUUUUUUUCGUGAAUCAGAAACAACAUUUCAUUUUUAUUUCACUGUUCAAUGCAGGUCAAUCAUUUGAUAUCCAGUGACACUGUUGACGCUCGGCGUGACUCUCCUGUUUUGUUUUGUUUUUUUUCUUUUGUUUCAAGAGCAGUUCAUAAAGCAAAUGUAGCAGUCA